Molecule: messenger RNA, 4088 nt
Organism: Maniola jurtina (meadow brown)
Lineage: Eukaryota; Metazoa; Arthropoda; Insecta; Lepidoptera; Nymphalidae
Product: multidrug resistance protein homolog 49-like
Exons: 26
Coding region: 153-4082 (1309 amino acids)
Biological process (GO): transmembrane transport
Cellular component (GO): membrane
Molecular function (GO): ATP binding; ATP hydrolysis activity; ABC-type transporter activity
Source: RefSeq, a predicted model, not a curated record
ACGUGUUUAAUUGUUAACAGACCGCCGCCCGCGCUCUACACGCAUGUAGUUUGUAGGCUCUUUCAGACUCACUUCGAACUUGAGCUUCCUCAAGCACCGGACGACAGUGCGUGCAGUAGGAUCUACAAUUACAGAUCUACAAUAACAGAAAAAUGGUUCACAAAAAGAAAAAACCUCAGAAGGAACGGGAAGAUACACCAGAACCAGAAAAUGUAUCAUAUUUUCAAAUCUUCCGGUACGCUAAGUGGGUGGAAUUGCUGGCCACGGUCGUCGGGAUCUUAGCUGGACUACUGAGUGGUGGAGGCGUGUGCUACAAUCUCGUGCAGUUUGGAGAACUAAGCACAGCAUUCGUGGAAAGGACAGCUCAACAAGAUCAAUGUUCCAGUUAUCUCCCUCUCACUUCAAUUUUCGGAGGAGGGCGGCGGUUAUGCAAUGCCUCAUACGAAGAAAACAUGAAGGCGCUAGUUGAGGACGGCACGUCCAUGGCAAUAGGAAUGAUCAUCAGCGUAGUUGUAUCCCUCGUGCUAUGUAUGCUGUCGGUCGCUCUAAUCAGCUGGAGCGCUUUGAGACAGAUCACCAGAAUCCGAAUAGUAUUCCUUGAAGCAGUCCUGCGCCAAGACAUGUCAUGGUUUGAUACCGAUUCAGAAUUCAAUUUGGCGACUAAAAUGACAGACAACAUGGUGAAACUAAAAGAAGGAAUGGGCGAAAAGUUAAGUGUUGUGGCGAAUCUCGUUGGCACUGCUAUAAUAUGCUUAUGUCAGGCAUUUCCCUUGGGCUGGGAGCUGACUCUAGCCUGCAUCACAGUGGUGCCAUUUUCUAUUACUGCUUCUGUUAUUUUGUCCAAGUACCAAACUAAAUCUUCUAUUCGCGAACUAGAAUCAUACAGUCAAGCAGGCAAACAAGCUGAAGAAGUUCUGAAAUCUAUUAGGACAAUAGUUGCGUUUGGCGGCGAAAGUAAAGAAGUUGACAGAUACCGGCGUCUCUUAGAGCCUGCAGAACGUUAUGGCAAGAAACGUGGUCUAUAUACUGGACUAGGCACAGGAUUUAAUUGGAUUCUUACGUACUCGCUCAAUGCAAUUGGUCUCACAUACGGCACGAGACUCGUUCUCGCCGACAUGGAUAAGCCGACGGAUGAAAAAAAGUACCUUGUUGGAAUUUUAUUCAGUAUCUUAUUUAGCGUUUACAUGGCUACCCAAUCAAUCACCCUCUGCGUACCUCACGCAGAAAUAUUCGCUUCAGCCCGCGGUGCAGCCGCCAGUAUAUUCAAAAUGCUUGAUAGAAAACCCACUAUCGACUCACUCGAACGUACUGGAGUUUCACCGAGACGAGUCUUAGGAGAUAUCGCAUUAGAAGACGUACACUUUAGCUAUCCAUCGAGGCCGAAUGUAAAGGUGCUUCAAGGGUUUUCAAUACACAUAAAAGCUGGAGAAUGUGUCGCACUUGUAGGAUCCUCCGGUUGUGGCAAAUCUACUAUACUACAGUUACUGCAAAGAUUAUAUGACCCUCUCCAUGGCACUGUAAAACUGGAUGGUAGAAAUCUUAAAAACUUAAAUUUGGGUUGGCUCAGAUCUUCGUUGGGUGUGGUAGGUCAAGAGCCUGUGCUGUUCCGAGGGACAAUUCAUGAAAACAUUGCCAUAGGGAGCCCUGAAGCCACUCGGGAGGAUGUGCAGAGGGUUGCAGAUAUGGCGUAUGCACAUGAUUUCAUCACACAUUUGCCUAAUGGCUACGACACAAUGAUUGGUGAGCGAGGUACCUCCCUCUCUGGUGGUCAAAAACAGCGUAUAGCUAUUGCGCGUUCCUUACUGCGCGAGCCAGCUGUGCUCUUGCUGGACGAGGCUACAUCAGCUCUUGAUCCACAUUCAGAGCGACAAGUGCAAGCUGCUUUAGACAGAGCGAGUGUGGGACGCACUACACUUAUGGUGUCUCACAGGUUAUCUACAAUCGUAAAUGCUGACCGUAUUAUUUGUAUGGACCAAGGGACGAUAGUGGAACAAGGAACGCAUGAAGAACUUAUGAAAACUAAAGGUUUCUAUUAUAAACUUGUGACUACUGGCAAUGAAAAUAAGGAACCGGAUGUCAUAGAAACUUUACCUGAAGAAGAAAACGAUAACGCAGAAGGCGGUGAACUGACGGUCAUAUCGAGAGUAGAGGUUAAACGAAGAUCUACUAGAAGAUUGGUCAGGCAUCAUUCGGUAAAAAGAGAAUCCCACGAUUGGAUGACACCGAGAGGUUCUAUCACAUCGGUGAUGUCUGCUGGGCUACAAAACUUCGUUUACAACGCAGACUACGACUCAGAUGAGGAAAAAGAUGACGAGGACGUGAAACCAGUUAGUGAUUGGCAACUCCUAAAGCUAAAUGCACCAGAAUGGCCUUUCAUAGUCGUAGGUUCCAUCGCUGCCUUCAUUCAAGGUUCUUGUUUCCCGGUGUUCGCUUUGCUCUUCGGAUACACAGCAGGGAUAUUUGUGUUGGAAAACCGUAGCGACAUCAUAUACCAAGCGGACUUCUACUCUGGCAUGUUCCUAGUUGUAGCAGCAGUUGCUGGAUUGUCUAUGUUCCUUCAAAGCACGACAUUUACAAACGCUGGUCUCAAGAUGACUACAAGACUUCGACAACAGUAUUUCUCUGCUUUACUCAGUCAAGAAAUCGGCUUUUUCGACAAAGAUACUAACACAGUAGGAGCAUUGUGCGCUCGACUUAGUGGCGACGCAGCUGAAGUACAAGGAGCGACUGGUCUGAGGAUAGGUCUCAUCCUGCAGGGCACCAGCUCUGUCGUAGUAGGCUUUAUCAUGGCCGUUUGCUACAACUGGAAAUUGACUCUUGUCGGCACUGCCUUUCUGCCUUUGAUGGUUGGAAGUAUCUGGCUAGAAGGAAUCGUUUCACAAAAAUCGCAAUCCGAUGAACGAAGCGCCAUGGAGUCCGCGACAUCGAUUGCCACCGAAGCUGUCGUCAGCAUUAAAACUGUGCAAAGCUUAGGCGUUGAAGAGGUAUUCCUGAAGAAGUUCAAGGAAGCCUUGGUGGUUUCAUGCGCUGCUGUAGCCAAGAAGACGAGGUGGAGAGGUCUCGUACUGGGCUUGGGAGUUUAUGUGCCAUUUCUGUCAUACUGCAGUGCCACUGUCUAUGGAGCGGUGCUCGUCGCUUACGAAGGAGUUGAAUACAAAGUUGUAAUGCUGGUUAAUGAAGCACUCAUGUAUGGAGCGUAUAUGUUGGGACAGUCACUAGUUUACGCUCCGAGUUUCAACUCUGCGAAAGCUUGCGGUGCGAAGAUUUUGGCGAUCAUCAAUCGGGAGCCGAAAGUAAAAACUGAAACUGGAGUUAGAGAUAGAAAAGAUUGGACUGCCACAGGCAACUUCAGCAUUAAAGACGUGGAGUUCAGCUAUCCAACGCGUCCAAACCAGCGAGUGCUGAAGGGCAUAGACCUGAAGGUGGAUGCUGGAAAAACAGUCGCGCUAGUGGGAUCUUCCGGUUGCGGCAAAUCAACCAUACUACAGCUGAUGCAGCGGUUUUAUGACCCUGACACGGGCAAUAUCGAACUGGAUCAUAGGGACACUCGUUCAGCUCUCACGCUUCCACGACUCCGACGUCAAUUGGGCGUGGUGCAGCAAGAGCCGGUGCUGUUCGACCGCACCAUUGCCGAUAACAUAGCGUAUGGAGACAACAAUCGAAAGGUCACAACUCAAGAGAUCAUCGCCGCUGCUAAAGCUGCUAAUAUCCAUAGCUUCAUCGUCUCUCUUCCAAAGGGAUAUGACACGAACUUAGGAGCAAACGGUGCCCAGUUGUCCGGUGGUCAGAAGCAAAGAGUUUGUAUAGCGAGAGCACUUAUAAGGUCCCCACGUCUGCUGCUUCUAGACGAAGCAACUUCUGCUCUAGAUGCCAACAGUGAAAGAGCUGUAUCUGAGGCUUUGGACAAGGCGGCUAAGGGAAGAACAUGUAUAACAAUCGCCCAUCGUCUUUCCACCAUUAAAGAUGCAGAUUUAAUUUGUGUUUUAGAUAAAGGUAAAAUCGUCGAGCAGGGUACGCAUACUGAACUUAUCAACGCAAAGGGCUACUAUUGGCGGAUGAGUAAAGGACAAAAUAUGGCUUAGGAAUAU